Molecule: messenger RNA, 3008 nt
Organism: Gekko japonicus
Lineage: Eukaryota; Metazoa; Chordata; Lepidosauria; Squamata; Gekkonidae
Product: neuron navigator 2-like
Exons: 12
Biological process (GO): neurogenesis; nervous system development
Molecular function (GO): protein binding
Source: RefSeq, a predicted model, not a curated record
AUGCCGGAAACAGCUACUGAUUUCUCCAACAUGCUUGCGACAGCACUGUGCCCUCUACUGGAGAAGAUGUCUAACAUCAACAACAAACUCGAUGGUGUUCAAAAGCAACUGAUGGGAAUUGACAAAAGAGCGGAUAAGACUGAUAUAGCACUUAAGAAAGUGGAGGCAAAAACAAAAGAUAUUAAACAGAAGCUGGAAGAAGUGGAAAAAGAGCGAAUUUCUGAUAAAGGACAAUUGUUGCAACUACAAAUGGAGAGAUCAAUCUAUGUCCUAUGCUUCCAGGGUAUCCCAGAGCAGAAAGGGGAAAAUUUAAAAGAACUAUUAAGUCAAGCAUUAGCAGCAGUGAUGGAGCUUAAACAGGAUUUAUUACAAAAUGAUAUGGACUUGGCCUAUCAAACUUACUCGGACUUCAUUAAGAAAAACAAGCUACCUGGUGAAAUAUUUGUUAAAUUUUCCAAAAGAUCUACUAGAGACGCAGUCUUGAAAGCAACAUCUGGGAAAACCCUGAAAGACCAAGAAAUGAGAAUCUUAAAAGAUAUUCCAUUUGAGAUUUAUACAGACUGGGCCAAUCACUACCUAGCAAAAUCUGGCCAUAAGCGUUUGAUAAAGGACCUACAGCAAGAUGUGACUGAUGGAGUUUUACUGGCUGAAAUCAUCCAGGUUGUAGCAAAUGAGAAGAUUGAAGACAUCAAUGGCUGUCCAAAGAAUAAAUCUCAAAUGAUUGAAAACAUAGAUGUUCAGUUAGCAGUUGGCUGUACAAGGACAGAAAUCAGGAAUGGGAAUUUAAAGGCCAUCUUAGGCCUUUUCUUCAGUCUGUCACGAUACAAACAGCAGCAACAGCAGUCCCCCAAGCAGCAAUCACAGCACCACCCAUCCCAGCAACCGCCCACGUCACCCCAACAAGUAGGGCCUCUAUCCCAGUGCCAGGUUGGAUUGCAGGAGCAGCAACUGCAGCCACCCCAUCAGGUGCCGGAUUCACCCCAAACGCAGUGCCAACAAGCUCAGCAAACUCCUGUUCUUCACUUGAAAGCACAACCAGAAAUGCAGUCCAGUGCAUCACCCAGGGACUCAUCUCAAAGCAAAAUCAUCCGAUUCACUCUCGGUCAGAAAAAGACUUCUAGACUUCCAGGUCCGACCACGAGGGUUUCAGCUGCAGGCAGCGAGGCAAAAACUCGUGGUUCAGUUAGUGCCAACAACCGGCGCAGCCAGAGCUUUAACAACUAUGACAAAUCCAAACCCACAAGCUCACCAUCCCUUUCAUCAAAUAGCAGUGAAAAAGAGCCAACAGACAAUUCGGCCUCUCAGUCCACGGGAAUGAAUGAAAAUGCAUCACCUUCAGUUCAAAGCAGCAGUAGCAACAAUGCCGCUGGUUGCAAUAUCUCUUCCGCCAUCCCUCAGCCCGGCACUGCUGUUAAGCCCUGGCGCAGUAAAUCCCUCAGUGCUAAGCACACUGCCACGUCUUCCAUAUUAUCAGUAAAGCAGCCGGUUCCAGAGUCUCCGAAACCCCCUCCAGAGAUGGUGAAGACGACUCCCAAUGGCCAGAAAUCCAUGCUUGAGAAACUGAAACUCUUUAACACAAAAGGUGUCUCCAAAGCAGGAGGGUCAUCCCUUGAAUGUCCGGGGUCCCGAGACACUAGUUGCGAAAGACUGGAGAUCCUUCCUAGCUUUGAAGAAAGCGAAGGGAUGGAUGCUGCAAAUCGGAAUGUGAGCAACCCGGGACAAACGUCUAAUAGUCCCAAAAUUGCACUCAAGGGAAUUGCACAAAGAACUUUUAGCCGGGCACUGACCAAUAAGAAGAGUUCCCCAAAGGGCGGUGAGAAAGAGAAACAGAAGGAUAAAGAAAAGGAAAAAAACAAAGACACUGCAAAGAGAACCUCAGUAGCUGAGAAAACAGAGGUCAAAGAGGAGCCGAAAGAAGAGCACACCCUACCAGCCACAACAGAGAUGCCAAAAAAGUCCUCCAAGAUCGCAAGCUUUAUCCCUAAAGGUGGGAAGCUGAAUAGUGCCAAGAAGGAGGCUGCUGCUCCUUCACAAAGUGGAAUACCAAAACCAGGAAUGAAAAACACCACAGGGAAAUCCUCAAGUGCCCCCAGUUGUUCUGCUAAGGAAGGCGAGAGAAGCCGCGGUGGGAAGCCUGCUUCGGGCCCUUCUCAACAGAAGUCUCAGCUAGACAGCCGGAAUUCCAGUUCGACAUCAAGCUUGGCCUCCUCUGAAGGGAAAGGGGUGGUAGGGGUGCCUGCUCUGACUACCAGCAGUAGCAUCCAGGCUGUCAGUGGGCCAACAAGUACCACACAGACCACAGGAAGCAAUACUGUGAGUGUUCAGCUACCUCAUCCACAACAGCAAUACAGCCACCCAAACACUGCCACCGUAGCACCGUUCAUGUACAGAUCGCAGACAGACAAUGAAGGAAAUGUAACGGCCGAGCCCAGCAUUGGAGGGGUGAGCAUGAGCAUGGAUUCUGCUCCAUACACAAAAACGAGUCAGCCUAUUCUAGAAGAUCUUUCAGGGGAAGAUCCAGAAACCCGGAGACUGCGAACUGUCAAGAAUAUUGCUGAUCUCCGGCAAAACUUAGAGGAAACCAUGUCUAGCUUACGGGGAACCCAGGUCUCUCACAGCACCUUGGAGACCACCUUUGAUACCAAUGUCACCACUGAAAUAAGCGGCCGCAGUAUUCUCAGCUUGACAGGAAGGCCAACACCCUUAUCUUGGAGGCUUGGGCAGUCCAGUCCCCGUCUGCAGGCAGGUGAUGCUCCAUCAGUGGGUAAUGGAUACCCCCCAAGAGCCAAUGCCAGCCGGUUCAUCAAUGCAGAAUCAGGACGUUACAUGUAUUCAGCUCCUUUGAGAAGACAGCUAGCAUCUCGGAGUAGUAAUGUUUGUCAUGUGGACAUCUCAGAUAAAGGAGGCGAUGAAAUUGAUUUAGAAGGCAUCACCGUGGAUGCUACAGGCUACAUGAGCGAUGGAGAUGUUCUGGGCAAGAACAUAAGGACUGAUGACAUAACAAGUGG